GGGCGCUGCUAUCCCUGAUGCCGUUUCCCCUCAGCGCCGUGCCCGGAGCAGGGCGGCGGGGGCCGCCGGGAAGCCGUCCGGCCGCACCGGGGCUGCUGGAGUGCGGUCGAUGCCGGUACCUGUGCACGUCCAGGGCCUGCUGCCAGCUGGUGGAAGCCCUGCUGGCCCUGCUGAUCCUGGUCUGCAGCUCCGUGUCCUACGGCUCGACGGGAGGGUACACGGGCCUGGCCAGCCUGGGGGGCAUCUACUACUACCACUAUGGCGGGGCUUACAGCGGCUUCAGCGGAGCAGAUGGGGAAAAAGCCCAGCAGCUCGACCAGCGUUUCUACCUGCUAAAGCUGCCGGUCGCAAGGGCGGCGAUGGCCGUGGGGGGGUCCCUCCUGGCCCUCUCCUGCCUUCUCAUCCUGGUUGGUGCGCUGCGGUUACCCUGGCGUUUCCCAGCGUGGCUGCUACUGGAGUGCAUCCUGGACGUAGCGAUUGCCAUUGGGAUGGUGCCCGCCGUCUACUACUUCUUCCAUUUUCUGCUGGGGGUUUAUAAUUCGUCGGUGUGCAAGGAGAGGGAGCAGCUCUAUGGAAGCAAAGGCUACCGGGGCUUUGAGUGCAGCCUGCACGGGGCAGAGAUCGCGGCCGGCCUCUGGGGCUGCAUGGCCGUGGUGGCCUAUCUGCUGAGCGCAGGCCUCGCUGCCAGGGGCUACAGGAGGGUCCGCCAACUGAAAGAGAAGCCAGCAGAAUUGUACGAGCUUUAGAACGAUUCCUCCCCUCCAGGAACGGUGGUGAUUCCUGCCAGGCUCCUUACCAAGAAGAGGCAGCUGCUUUUCCUUGAUUCUGGGCAGCGCAUCCGUAACGCUGUGGCAGAGCACACACCCAAGCACAGCUCUAAAUAGGGCACAAUCAAGCUGUUCCUCACUUGAAUUUGCAUUAUUAUUAUGGCUUGUCUUCAUCUGGUGGUAGCGUGGUUGUCCCCGUACAGUUGACUAGCACAGUCCCUGCUUCACAGGUCGCCUUUCCCUCCCCUCUGGCCGGGGCCUGGUUCGCCUCCAGUGAGGCCUUGCUACAAGCAACACUCCAUUCUUCUUCUUGGUGUAGCUGAAACUGUCUUUACAAAGGACGAGUGACUGUUCACUGAGAACAGAGCUCUUAAAAACGAGCAAUGGAGCCCCACGGUUGGGGCAGCUCACUAUUGCUUUCUUGAAGGCUUCUUGGAACCAAAGGGACAGUUUGAAAUUGGCGUUUCUAGAGCCAUCAGAGAAUGUGGAAAUAAACUUAGAAAAUGAUGAAUACGCUCAGCCUAAUUUGUGACACAGCGCCUUUCCCAGCUCUCCUGGAGAGGGCACAGUUUUGUGUGAAACAGUCUUUUGUAUAACCUGGAUGGAACAGUUUUAACUUAAAAAGAUGCCCUGAUUUGGGAUGAUCAGACAAAAGCUUUAUGAGCUCAAACAGGUGGUUUAAGAUAGAAGUAUAUUGUUUCCAAAAUACAUUUUUAACGUACAAGUUGGGGAAAUGAGAUACUACCCUUGUAUUAUCUAUUAAAAAAAAGGUGAAAUUUAAAAAGAAAAAAGUUUUAUAUGGAAUUUAACAGGGAAAAGAAAAGUAGCACUAGAAUCACAAAAUCAUGCCUUGGAAUGAACUGUCACUGUGUGCACUGUCCCUGUGAAGAUGGAACCACUACUGCUCUCAGACCCAUCCUGUCCAUAUUUAAAAAAAAAAUAAAAAAUCCCAGAAAUAUAAAACUAAA
Calidris pugnax (ruff) is the source of this 1735-nucleotide messenger RNA. RefSeq names its product MARVEL domain containing 3 (gene MARVELD3). The transcript has 2 exons. Gene Ontology annotation, cellular component: membrane. The record is from RefSeq and is a predicted model, not a curated record. NCBI's taxonomy places the organism in Eukaryota, Metazoa, Chordata, Aves, Charadriiformes, Scolopacidae. The coding region runs from base 18 to 746 and encodes 242 amino acids.